Molecule: messenger RNA, 1695 nt
Organism: Tarenaya hassleriana
Lineage: Eukaryota; Viridiplantae; Streptophyta; Magnoliopsida; Brassicales; Cleomaceae
Product: protein kinase 2B, chloroplastic-like
Exons: 6
Coding region: 246-1523 (425 amino acids)
Biological process (GO): protein phosphorylation
Molecular function (GO): ATP binding; protein kinase activity
Source: RefSeq, a predicted model, not a curated record
GCGUCUUCUGAUCCUCUGUUCUUCACGUUCCUUGCUUCUUCCUCUCGUUCUUUUCCAUUAUCUUUUUUUUUUCUCCUUUUACUUUAUCUUCUAUCGCCAUUAGCGCAUUGAGAGGCGAGGGGACUUGGUGGCUUACAAUCUUUCCUUUUUCUGGUGCCAUUUCUGAUAGCUUUCUGGUUUGGUCGAUUGUCUGAAAAGAGACGAGCUUUGUCUGUUCGAGUUUUUAUAGUCAUUUUUAUCCUAAGAUGGGUAAUUGCUUAGAUUCAUCAGCAAAAGUAGAUAGCAGCAGCCAGAGCCCUCGCGCUAGUUCUGAUUCGUCCGCUUCAAGAAUUUCCAGCAAGACGGGUCGUUCGACGGUUCCAUCCAGCCUAAGUAUCGACUCUUCUUACAGCGGGAAGAGCAGUUCAGAAUGUGUGUCGACUCCUCGGACAGAGGGUGAGAUUCUGUCAUCACCAAAUCUGAAAGCUUUCACCUUCAACGAGCUGAAGAACGCAACCAGGAACUUCCGUCCCGACAGCCUUCUAGGGGAGGGAGGGUUCGGCUAUGUGUUCAAAGGGUGGAUCGAUGGUAACACGUUUGCUGCUUCAAGACCAGGUUCUGGAAUUGUCGUCGCUGUUAAGAAGCUUAAACCAGAAGGUUUACAAGGUCACAAGGAGUGGCUGGCAGAAGUGAACUAUCUUGGUCAACUUAGUCACCCAAAUCUUGUUAAACUAGUUGGGUAUUGCUUGGAGGGUGAACACCGGCUUCUGGUAUAUGAGUUCAUGCCUAAAGGAAGCUUGGAGAAUCAUCUUUUCAGACGUGGAGCUCAGCCACUUCCAUGGGCAAUAAGGAUAAAAGUGGCAAUAGGUGCUGCCAAAGGGCUUACUUUUCUUCAUGAAGCGAAAUCACAAGUGAUAUACCGGGACUUUAAGGCUGCUAAUAUUCUGCUUGACGCUGAGUUCAAUGCUAAGCUAUCGGAUUUCGGUCUGGCCAAGGCAGGUCCUACUGGGGACAAGACCCAUGUUUCCACUCAGGUCAUGGGUACUCAGGGUUAUGCAGCCCCUGAAUAUGUUGCAACAGGUCGGUUGACAGCAAAGAGUGAUGUAUACAGCUUCGGGGUCGUAUUGCUAGAACUACUUUGUGGGCGACGUACAGUGGAUAAAUCAAAAGUGGGAACGGAACAGAACCUCGUUGAUUGGGCAAUGCCUUAUCUCGGUGACAAACGUAAGCUGUUCCGGAUAAUGGACACCAGAUUGGGAGGUCAAUACCCUCAAAAAGGAGCAUACACAGCUGCAAAUCUUGCAUUGCAGUGCUUAAACCCGGAUGCAAAGAUAAGGCCGAAAAUGUCGGAGGUUUUAGCGAAACUUGAACAGCUUGAAUCUGUUAAACCUGCAUCUAAACAUGCUCAGAUGGAAUCUCCUAGAGUUAAUGCCUCUAGUGUACAGAAAUCUCCUGUAAGGUAUAGUCAGAACCGGCCUCUGUUGCAUGUAACCCCUGGUGCUUCACCUUUGCAGUCUUACAAUCACUCUCCCCGUGUACGGUGAAAGUUCAACACUUCCAGUUUCUGUUUUUGUCUGCCCUGUUGUAAUAAUAUUUGUGUAUAGGGUACAGAUUUGAGUUCUUGUUAUCAGCUUGUUGUGUAAUUCAAGAGACGAAUCUGCAAAGUAUCUUAACUGAUUUGGGAAAAUCCCAUGUAACAAGAUUUUGAUUUUCUUU